Messenger RNA from Heteronotia binoei (common prickly gecko), 1828 nucleotides. It is a transcript of the gene AMIGO3, whose product is annotated as adhesion molecule with Ig like domain 3. Gene Ontology annotation, biological process: brain development. Gene Ontology annotation, molecular function: protein binding. The transcript has a single exon. The record is from RefSeq and is a predicted model, not a curated record. Bases 221 to 1771 code for a protein of 516 amino acids. Lineage: Eukaryota; Metazoa; Chordata; Lepidosauria; Squamata; Gekkonidae.
AGCUUUUUUUAUGGGAUUUGCCACUAAACUUUCUCUCCCAAGUGACUGAACUUUGCAUCCAUUUGAGACGUCCUUUUUAUUAAUUUUGGUGCAAGAAGAUCAAUUUUAGUGAUUUAUUCACAGUACCGUGCUCCAUGGCAGAGUUGUGUUUGGUGUAAAAAUUAUCUUGACAGCGUGGUUUCAUGCCGCUGUUAACAAAGGUGGGAGAACUCUUUGGUAUAUGAUGAAUAUGCUGCCAUUGGCUACAGUUGUCUGGAAAUUUCUUGGGAAUCUGCUGGUAUUCUUAGAACUGUUUGCUGAGGUCAGCACUUUCAAUUCAUCUGCCUUCAUGAGCUGCCCUAAGGUUUGUAUUUGUACUGCUGAUCUCUUGAGUUGUGCCAGACAGGAGCUUCACCAUGUCCCUGUCACACUGCCUCCGACAGCCACCACCUUGGAUCUCAGCCACAAUGCCAUCACUCACCUUAAUGACCACUGGCUGGCCACCUUACCACGCCUUCAUACCCUCAGGAUCAGCCACAAUCAGAUCAGUGACCUCUCACGGCAAGCGUUCCACAAUGCUAUUUACCUUGUGCACCUGGACAUGUCUUCCAACAAUCUGCAUGCUGUCAAGAAGCACUAUUUUGAAAACCUUGUGAAUUUGGAGGAGCUCUUGCUAUACCAUAACAAAAUUGUAGAAGUGGAUGGAAAUGCUUUUGUCAAGCUCGUCAGCUUGCAAAAGGUCUAUCUAAGUUGGAAUUACAUAACUCAGUUCCCAUUCAAAGCCAUUCAAGGAUUCAAACACACUCACUUGAGGACCCUUGAUCUUUCUACCAACAAUCUAAGCAGUAUCCCAGUGGAAGAAAUAGCAGCCUUGCCAGUCUACAUAAAAAAUGGUCUAUAUCUUCACAACAAUCCUGUGAAAUGUGAGUGUUCUCUCCAUCAGAUGCUUCAAGAAUGGAAAAAUCGUGGCUUCAGUUCUGUGCAGGAUUUCACAGAACAGCAUACCUGCAAAGCCUAUAGUGACGUGCCACGAUCUGUUGUCAAUACCUUCAAGUAUAAAUAUUUUGAAAACUGCUCCACGAGUCUAAAAGAAUUGAGCAUUCCAAAGAUUCCAUGCAAAGUGGGACAAUCCUUCGUAAUUCAUUGCAACACAAGCCUUCAUGAUGACAAUACCACCAUCUACAGGUGGAUCUCUCCCAAGCAUGAAUUAUUCAUGUACCCUGAGCACAGUGACAAGACACACACAGUUUUUAAAAAUGGAAGCUUAAAGAUUACGAAUACUGAGCUUUUCCAUUCUGGUGUUUAUGUGUGCAUAGCUGUCAGCGAGCGCCAAAAGAUUAAUGCAACUCAUGAAGUCAACAUCACAGUCCAGUACCCCAAAUUGGUUGACUCUUUCAAUACUGGAAUCACAACCCUUCUAGGUUGUGUUGUCAGUUUGUUACUAGUCCUCAUGUACUUGUAUCUGACACCAUGUCGCUGCUCCAAGUACUUCAAGAAGCCUUCAAGUCCUCCUCAAGACUGCAGUGCCCAAUCAUCCAUUUUAAGUACAACCCCACCAGCCACAGAUGGGCCAAACCGCAAGAUCAGCACAAACAAGCAUGUUGUUUUCCUAGAACCCAUCAAGGAGGCUCGGAAUGGCAAGGUCAGGCUGGCUGUUGGUGAGGACUUUCCUGAUGCUAAAAGCCCCAAGCUGCUGCAGCUUAAGUUGGACUCUGAAUCCAUCAGUUCAGUCUUUUCAGAUCGCCCUAUCAUGUCCUAUGAAGCAGAAGAGCUGUCACAGGCAGAUGGGUAGCAAGCAAUCCCCAAGAUGGAUAUAACUGGGGAGAUGGGGUGGAGAAAAAUCAAAUUU